AUGGUCCAUGCGAGUGACAGCGAGUUCAGCGACGAACUGCCGGAGGCCGUGGAGGAGGCGUGGAUGAAGGACCAGGAGGACAUCAUCGCAGAGGAGAGGCCCGUUGAAGAUAACAUUGAAGAGUCCGUGGAAGAGGACCCCAUGGUGUCAGGGCUCCUCCGAGCAUUUAUUGUCCGGCCUGGUGACGACGAAGACGACGAAUAUGACUUUGGGCCAUUAUCAGCUCGCCCACGUGCCAAAAAACGGACUGACAUUCCAUCGGAGACAGGAGGUGGUGGUUUAGGUAACACACGGAAACUCGUCCAGCCUUUGGCCAAGAGGCCUAGGAUCCCAUGGAAGAAGAUGGAAGAGCAGCACCAUGUUUGUCCAAUGGAUUUCAAACCCACAAAUCCAGGAAUUCAAGUGGACAUCCCUGACGAAUUCGACGAACUGGCAGCUCUGAUGCUGUUCGUGCCCGAUGACUUCUGGGAUACCAUCGCUACAGAGAGCAACAGGUAUUACAGGCAGAAGAAGAAAGCUGCUGUGAAACCUGACAUAACACCCGCGGAGGCUCGCACAUACAUCGGCAUCAUGAUACUGCUCGGCCUAAGCCCCCCACACAGCCUCAGAACACCAUGGAAACGCGACUCUACAUUCAGAAAUGACGUCAUCUCAUCAUGCAUGACAUACUCACGCUUCAACCACAUCCACAGCAACUUUCACCUUGUAGACAAUUCGACACUUCCACCAAAGGACACAAUUGCUUACAAAACAGCCCGUAUAGCUCCACUACUCCACACGCUGAAAGACAGAUACCUCACCGUAUACAAGGCCAAAACUCGUCAACUAUCUGUCGAUGAGGGGAGCAUGGGGUGGAAGGUUAACAGCAGCAUGCGGCAGUAUAAUCCAAACAAGCCCCACAAGUAUCACAUCAAGUCAUACAAACUUGUGGAGACAAGUACGGGAUACUUGUCCAACAUUAUACUGCACGACACAACCUCCCGCACUGUGGAUGAGGUUGUCCUUACACUGCUGGACGAGUCACCCUACAAUAAGCAUGAAGGAUACGCUGUGUUCACGGACAGGUUUUACACCUCACCCGACCUCUUCUGGCACUUGCGAACUGUUGAUGGUUACGACGCAACAGGGACCUGCAUGUCAAAUCGUCAUCAGUUCCCUCCUGAGCUCAAGUGCGCCAAAGGCAAGUCCAAGAAGGGGGAGGUCCACAGCUACAUCGCCACACAUGGAGAUGACAAUUUGGUUGCAAUGCGGUGGAGGGAUGCAAAGGAUGUCUUCAUGUUAUCAACCGAGGAGACUGCUGACCUGAUAGAAUGUGACAGCCAGCGCGGUCGUGUGAAGAAAAUGAAGCCAGCAAUGGUUCCGCUCUACAAUAAGAACAUGGGAGGGGUGGACCUGAACGACUACCUGGAGUCAAAGUACAGCCCAUGCCGUGCCACCAGGAAGAUGUGGAAGAAGCUUGCGAUGUACCUAGUGAGCACAGCAGUCACUAAUGCGUACAUAAUCUUCCGCAUGGUGUAA
This is a messenger RNA of Eriocheir sinensis (Chinese mitten crab), 1518 nucleotides long. Its product is annotated as piggyBac transposable element-derived protein 4-like. Lineage: Eukaryota; Metazoa; Arthropoda; Malacostraca; Decapoda; Varunidae. The record is from RefSeq and is a predicted model, not a curated record. The transcript has 2 exons. The coding region runs from base 1 to 1518 and encodes 505 amino acids.